Diabrotica virgifera virgifera (western corn rootworm) is the source of this 1112-nucleotide messenger RNA. RefSeq names its product gustatory and odorant receptor 22-like. The transcript has 6 exons. Bases 13 to 1077 code for a protein of 354 amino acids. Gene Ontology annotation, biological process: sensory perception of taste. Gene Ontology annotation, cellular component: membrane. The record is from RefSeq and is a predicted model, not a curated record. NCBI's taxonomy places the organism in Eukaryota, Metazoa, Arthropoda, Insecta, Coleoptera, Chrysomelidae.
AUCUUAGGUGUCAUGCCAAUUCAGAGAGGAAAAAUCGGCACAAUAACCUUCGGGUGGUUGAGUGGACCGAUGAUCUAUGCUUACGUUUUUUAUGUUAUAACUACUGUUAUAGUCCUGCUAGUGGGCUAUGAGCGAGUCGACAUUUUACUGAACAAGAGCAAAAAAUUCGACGAAUACAUCUACUCCAUUAUCUUUAUUAUUUUUUUGGUGCCUCAUUUCUGGAUUCCGUUUGUAGGUUGGGGAGUUGCUAAAGAAGUUUGUGAUUACAAAAACGGAUGGGGAUUUUACCAGCUCCAUUACUAUAAAAUCGUUGGCAGGGAUAUGAAAUUCCCACAUCUCAGCACGUUAAUAGUAAUAAUAAGCUUGGGUUGUCUGAUAGUAGCAGUGAUGUUGCUGCUAACUUUGAGUGCUCUACUUGACGGAUUUACUUUAUACCAUACCUCAGCAUAUUAUCACAUCAUUACGAUGAUCAAUAUGAAUUGUGCUCUGUGGUACAUCAAUUGUAGAGCUAUAGGAAACGCAAGUCAUGCAUUGGCGGACAGUUUUCAGGAGGAUAUAAAACAAAAUUGUUCUGCAUAUAUGAUAGCCAAUUAUAGGAUUCUGUGGCUAGAACUGAGUGAGUUGCUGCAAGCUAUUGGUAAUGCAUACGCAAGAACCUAUGCAACAUAUUCUUUAUUUAUGAUCACCAAUAUCACAGUUGCAAUAUAUGGCUUUACAUCGGAGGUAGUGGACCACGGAAUAACAUUUUCUUUCAAAGAAAUGGGACUGCUUGUAGCUGGUCUCUAUUGUCUCACUCUAUUGAUGAUAUUUUGCAACUGCUCCCAUCAAGCCUCAGAAAAUAUAGCAGGGAGGAUCCAGACCUCUUUAUUUGACAUCAGGAUAUUUAACGUUGAACAAGAUACAACGAACGAAAUUGAACUCUUUUUAACAGCUAUACGCCUAAAUCCACCAACAGUAUCUUUGAGAGGAUUUUCAGAUGUGAAUAGAAGAUUGGUCACAUCUAGCAUUGCUACUAUAGCUAUAUAUCUGGUAAUUUUACUCCAAUUCAAGAUAAGUUUAGUGAACCUCCACAAUUAAAAAAAAGUGAAUUUAAAAUACAGUAGUUAGAUAAU